GAUCCCACAGUAGUACACAAGAGAACAGACAUUGUAAACCACAUCACCAGUUUAAAGAAUCUGAUUGUGCUCCAUGUGCAUCCCUCUUGAAGCUUGGCACUCUGUUGAAGAGGACACUCAUCCCAGGUAGAGAGGGGGACGGGAAACUGGGUCAAUUGAAUCUAUGUCUUUUUUUUCCAUCAGAUCAAGGCUGCUUAACUGGAAUCCAUUGACUUCCUGAGGUCCGUGACCUCUGAAAUCCCUUGCCAAGUUUUGUUUAUGCAUUUGUGCAUUUCUUAGGGAAGAGGGUCCAUAUCUUUCAUCAGAUUUUCAAAGGGAUCUAUAGAUUCAGAAGUUAAGCGCUUAUGGCACCAGAUGAUGCUGUUUUCCCUGAAUUCUUGUGUAUUUCGCAAGCUGGAAUGACGGGAAAUUGGAAAUGCAAAGGGAAGUAGGGGGUCGGGUAAUGCUAGGUAAGCAAUUGCAAGAACCUUUUCUCAUUUAAGGGGGAUAUAUUUUAGAUAUCUUUGGCACAUGAAGCAGCCUUCAAAAGUUAUAUUGUCUAUUUCUCAAAGGGAAUACAGGAAGCUCGAAAUAAAAAGAGGAGAGGAGAUGGAAUAGGUGGGGUGUAUAAUAAAAUUGGCAUGUGUAAUAAAUAGGAUUCAGAAUGUGCUCUGCAACUGUGGCACAUCAUUUCCCUUCUAGGGAUCUCAGUUUAGUCAUCUAUAAAAUGAAAGGACUGAAAAUAUAUUUAAGACUCCUUUUAGCUCGAUCACACCUUUCAUGAAAGAUUUCUCUGUGGGCCAGAGAUACCUAAAAUUAACCUGCAUUAGGAAGAAAGGGAUCCUGUUUUGCCUGCCUCAUGUUGUGUAUGGCUCUGCAAGAAGGAAGAGAGCUUCAUUACAAAUGCAUAUUUCAUAAGACUGAUGAAUUUCAGAAGAGCAGUUUUGUGAAUUUUUGUCUUACCUUUCACCAGAAGGUAAAGGGACACUUAAGUAAAUACUGAAUGUGUUGAACGAUUUGACUCAAGCUUUUUUCCUUGAUAGCAGUAUAUAUUAAUAGAGAUAUAUGAACCCACUUGCUUGUUAAAGUAAAAUUAUUUCUUAAGUUCUGUGAGUUAAGUAUAAGUUCCGAAUCAUCCAUUUGUAUUUUUUUCUUUUAUUGAGUUAGCUGUUUAAACCAGAAAUUCUUGAGAGCCUGUUUUAACUUCAUUAUUCUAGAAUGAAGAGAGUAAUUUUAAACCCUUUAAUGUGUUUGCAGUCAUUAUUUAGAAGCAAGGUCCUUGAAUGAGAGCGAUUAUCGGGACCGGAGAUACAUUGAUGAAUACAGAAAUGACUACUGCGAACGAUAUGUUCCUAGACAUUAUCUCAGAGACAUUGAAAGCGAUUAUCGAAUCCACUGCAGUAAAUCUUCAGUCCAAAGCAGGAGAAGCAGUCCUAAAAGGAAGAAUAAUAGGCACUGUUCAAGUCAUGAGUCACGUUCGAUGAAAUCGUGGACACUUUGGGAGAAGGGGCCUUUGGCAAAGUUGUAGAGUGCAUUGAUCAUGGCAUGAAUGGCAUACAUGUAGCAGUGAAAAUCGUAAAAAAUGUGGGACGAUAUCGUGAAGCAGCCCGUUCAGAAAUCCAAGUAUUAGAGCAUUUAAAUAGUACCGAUCCCAAUAGUGUCUUCCGAUGUGUCCAGAUGCUAGAGUGGUUUGAUCAUCACGGUCAUGUCUGUAUUGUGUUUGAACUCCUGGGACUUAGUACCUAUGAUUUCAUUAAAGAAAAUAGCUUUCUGCCAUUUCAAAUUGACCACAUCAGGCAAAUGGCAUAUCAGAUCUGCCAGUCAAUAAAUUUUUUGCAUCAUAAUAAAUUAACCCAUACAGAUCUGAAGCCUGAAAAUAUUUUAUUUGUGAAGUCUGACUAUGUAGUCAAAUAUAAUUCGAAAAUGAAACGUGAUGAACGCACACUGAAAAACACAGAUAUCAAAGUUGUUGACUUUGGAAGUGCGACAUACGAUGAUGAACAUCACAGCACUUUGGUAUCUACCCGGCACUACAGAGCUCCAGAGGUCAUUUUGGCUUUAGGUUGGUCUCAGCCUUGUGAUGUUUGGAGCAUAGGUUGCAUUCUUAUCGAAUAUUACCUUGGUUUCACAGUCUUUCAGACUCAUGAUAGUAAAGAGCACCUGGCAAUGAUGGAACGAAUAUUAGGACCCAUACCAACACACAUGAUUCAGAAAACAAGAAAACGCAAGUAUUUUCAUCAUAAUCAGCUAGAUUGGGAUGAACAUAGUUCUGCUGGUAGAUAUGUUAGGAGACGCUGCAAACCAUUAAAGGAAUUUAUGCUUUGUCAUGAUGAAGAACAUGAGAAACUGUUUGACCUGGUUCGAAGGAUGUUAGAAUAUGAUCCAGUGAAAAGAAUUACCUUGGAUGAAGCAUUGCAGCAUCCUUUCUUUGACUUAUUAAAAAAGAAAUGAAAUGGAAAUCAGUGCUCUUACUAUACUUCUCUAGAAGAGAUUACUUAAGACUGUGUCAGUCAGCUCUAAACAUUCUAAUAUUUUUGUAAACAUUAAAUUAUUUUGUACAGUUAAGUGUAAAUACUGUAUGUUUUGUAUCAAUAGCAUAAUUAUCUUGUUAGCAGAUAUGGUCUUGAUCAUGAGUGAAAUAUAAAAGCUAAAAUUAAUUUUCCUUUUUUGAGAUUAAUUACCAUUUUUUAAAGACCUUUGGAAUAUCUUUUGUGUCCAGUGAUAAAUGUGAUUGAUCUUGUCUUUUGUACAUGGAGGUUUACUCUUUGAAAUGAUUUUUUUUUUCUUUUUUUUUUCUUUUGAGUAAAAGGAAAUCUUGACUAUUUCGUUCUUAAAUGAAUAUUCUUUAUAUACCUCAAACUUUUCUUAACUUUAAAAGUUUUUUCUGUAAUUGUUGAACAGGUAAUAAGUAUUAUUAACUCUAGGUAGGCAGAUAUUAGAAACCAAAACCCGUAGGAAAUGUUUGCUGUUGGAAUUUCAUUAAAUUUUAAGUAUCGUGUUCUGUUUCAUUGGGUGAUGUCACUGGUGGUAAGUAGCAUUCAUGAAAAGACAUCCGACUUGUACAUCGUGAUAGGUUAAUAAAACUACACACACACUUCAUUUAAGAUUAAAGUCUAACUGAAAAUUAGCUUGGAAAGUUCUGUUUUCCAAUGGCUAUAUAUAUAGUUAGUCACAAGCAUAGAAAUAGGAAAUCUGAUGACUGAGGUUUUUGUUUUUAAUGCCAUAUCUUUGAGAGCCUUGAAAUUGUUCAGUAUCUGUUUCCUUACCAUAUGAAGUGUAAAUACUUAAACCUCAGCCUAUGAAACUUUAAGGUUAUUAUUAAACAACUUAUGUUUAUGUUCAUCUUUAUUGGAAAGAAAAAGAAAAAGAUGGUUUGAUUGGAAAACACUUGGAAAGAAAACUGCGGAAAUUUCCAGACUCUGGUUAACGUGAUGAACUUUUUGUUUGCCUGUGGGUUUACCUGUUUUCACGUUUUUUUGUAGAAUUCAUGAUUGGUUAUCCAGAUACAGUGUCCCCAUUCCUGAAGUUCAUUACCAAAGAUUUGAGUUUUAUCUGUAUAUUUUGAACAUAAAAUGCAUGUAAUUUUUUGGUAUGACAAAUAGUGAAACCAAGGUGGAUUUCUCUACAUGAUCCACCAGCAACAUUUGCACAUACAGUAAAGCUAUGUCCUGAAGUUCACUAGGAGUUUAAGAAAGCUGAAAUAAAUUUUGCCAUAGAAUCACUGCAUAAGUUAUGCUUAGGCCUCUGAUGCAGUCCAUAUAUAGUUGAACUAUGUUAUACACGAUAAGAUUUUUUAAAGGAGAUUAAAGAAAAGGUUUUUUCUGAACGUAGUAAUGUUACAGAGAUUAAGAAGUCAGUCAUCCUUUUUCCUCUCAUUUCCAUAGUGCUAGUGCCACUGUACUUACUACAUAAGCCUCUUGACCUUUCCCUACAAGUGUUCCAAGUUCCCAAAUUAAUGUUUACUUUCUCCCCCAUCAGAAACUCAUUCCUUUGGAGUAGCUGAUCUCAGGAAUAGGAGGAAAAAAAAAUGUCCACAUCAUUUCUUACUUAGAAGUUAAUGAUUGCUAACCCCUUUCCCUUCUGAAAAGUAUUUACAUUCUUCACUAAGGGUAUUAUUUGCUAGUUCCUAGGCCUAAUUCAUGGAAGUUUAGGAAUUAAAGUGAAACUUCAGUGAAUUAGAAGAAAAGUUUAGUGGUGAAGGGUGGUCCCUCUGGUAUCAUAUUAGUGUCUACUGCUAACCUUCCGUCCUAUUUUCAGGUUCCUACUCUUAAUUGCCUUUUUCCUUGUACUUCUGAACUCAUUUUCUGAAAGCAUGAGGUUGUUUGACAGUGUUGGGAGUUUCAGCACUAACAGGAAAGGUUUAGAAUGGCCAGUGUAUAAAUGUGGAUCUUUUGUAACUGGGUAUUUUCCCUAAUGAUUUGGUGUCUCAUAGUUUACCAUUUCUAGAAAUUAUAGUGAUGUCAAACUUCAUUUUAAAAGUGCAGCUAAGUAAGUUAUUUCCAGUGUUUUCUGCUACUGCUUAUUUUUUCAGGUGUUCUCAUCCAUGCAUUCAUCAAAAAUUUUGGAGUAGAUGAAUAAAAUUGACUUCUGCUCUUACCCAGUUGAGAGUAGCGAAGUACCCAGUGAAGUUUUGUAGCUCAUACAGCUGAAAACUAUUCCUCUGAAUAAUCUUGAAGGGCUAGAUGCUAGAGAAAUUAGAAGUGACACCCAAGACUCCAGUAAUUGUGGCUGAAUUGUGGUUUAGAUUCGGGUACCCUAGCUUCUAGUGUUGUGCUUUCUUGUGAUAAUAUACCGUACUGAGUUUUAAAACUCCUAUAUCCUGAGAUCAGCUACUCCAAAGGAAUUCUUGUUCAUGGUUCUGUGAAGUGACUUGGAAUGAAGUGAAUGUAAUGAUUAAUAGUUUAAUUACUUGGAUUCCUUUUUUUUUCUUCACAUUUUUCUGCAGUAGAUAUGUAGCUUCAACCACCAAAAUGGUUAAAAUGGUAUGGUAAUUUGAAAAUAUAUUCUGCUUUAAGUAGAUAGGCAGAUAACCUAUGUCUAAACUUACCUUGACAUCCUGGAAUGAAAAAACACCUCCUCAGUUAAUGGCCUGGCUUUUUAACUCUUCCAUUUGAAAAUUUCUGAUUCCUGCAAAAUUUGGUGCACGUAAGGUAUUUUAAAUUUAAAUAUUGCUCAACAAGCUACAUUUUCAGGGAAUUCCCUGAUGGUCUAGUAUUUAAGACUCUGCUUCCACUGCAGAGGAUACAGGUUUGAUCCCUGGUUGGGGGACUAAGAUACAGCAUGCUGUGCAGCCAAAAAAAAAAACCCUACAUUUUCAAAUAUAAUGGUCAGAAGAAUUCACAAGUCAUAAUAGUAUUAAUAGUGUCAGUAAUUGUUGGCUUAGUAGAUUGCACAUUUGCAAAUAGAAAAUUUAUUAAAAGAGUUGAUCAUUUGAUCACAAUUUUUAAGAGGUCGCUAUUUCCAGCUGAAUCUUUUGGUUUUGGUUUUUUUCCAUUUUUCUUUUUUAGAAGGAAGGUAAAGUUUUAAGUCAGGUUACUUUUACAACUCUGGUCAAUCCAGCCUUAUGGGGUAUAAUUAAAAGAGGUAAUCUUAAUGUGAGCACACUUAAUUUGAGUCAUUUGGGGCUAGUUCCAUGUUAGUAAUUUUUUUUAAAUAUGUAAAAGUUGAAUAAUAAACCUCUAUAUAUAGCCUACCUUAAAAAAUUAAAAACAUUUUGCAAAUUUUGUUUCAUCUGUUCCCCAACCUAUUUUUAUGUUGUAUUUAAAUACAAAUGCCAGAUACUAUAUCAUUUCACCCAUAACAUCUCUGUAUAUAUCUUUUAAC
Hippopotamus amphibius kiboko is the source of this 5802-nucleotide messenger RNA. RefSeq names its product CDC like kinase 4 (gene CLK4). The record is from RefSeq and is a predicted model, not a curated record. Lineage: Eukaryota; Metazoa; Chordata; Mammalia; Artiodactyla; Hippopotamidae. Gene Ontology annotation, cellular component: nucleus. The transcript has 11 exons. The coding region runs from base 1525 to 2430 and encodes 301 amino acids. Gene Ontology annotation, biological process: protein phosphorylation; regulation of RNA splicing. Gene Ontology annotation, molecular function: ATP binding; protein tyrosine kinase activity.